Penaeus monodon (black tiger shrimp) is the source of this 941-nucleotide messenger RNA. RefSeq names its product acid-sensing ion channel 1B-like. Gene Ontology annotation, molecular function: ligand-gated sodium channel activity. Gene Ontology annotation, cellular component: membrane. The record is from RefSeq and is a predicted model, not a curated record. Gene Ontology annotation, biological process: sodium ion transmembrane transport. Bases 61 to 285 code for a protein of 74 amino acids. The transcript is spliced from 2 exons. NCBI's taxonomy places the organism in Eukaryota, Metazoa, Arthropoda, Malacostraca, Decapoda, Penaeidae.
AUAAACUGAUUCUUUUACAGUGAUACCGAGCUACUGAGACUGUUGGUCUACCUGGGCUCUAUGUACUACGACGUGAUAGAGGAAACGCCGGCUUAUACGUGGGACACUCUUUUGAGCAACAUUGGUGGUUCUCUCGGCCUUUUCAUCGGCGUGUCUCUGGUCAGCAUACUCGAAGUGCUGGAAUUCCUGUGGGAUGUCUGCAGAAUUUCCCUCCGUCGAUGCAGAAAAACUUCGAGAUUGGAAGCGUUACCUAAAGACGAGGUCAAUAACAUACCAUCAUCAUAAAUGUUUGGAGAUUCAAUAUUUUUAUGUGAAUUAUUGAUUUUAAGUGCAACUUUAAUAUCUACGCUCUUAAUCAUUGCCCUUUUUCAAGGUUUAAUGUUCUGAGUAUUCAAAUCCUAACUUUUUGAGUGUGUGAUACUAUUUUAAUUUGUUUCAUUUAUCUGUAUAUAUUUUAGAAACCGAGACUCGGUGUUAAAUGUUUGCAUUCUCAAAUGAAGAGAUAAUAUCCAGGUGAUGAAAUUUUCUAAUGUGUAAUAAAUGAUCCACAUGAACAUGCUUGUUGCUAUUUUAUCUCAGAUUUUGAUAUGUAUUUUGUCUUCAUCCAAAAUGCACGUACUACUGUUACUUCUCUUGUACACCAUCGUUGUCAUUAAUCAGACUAUUCAUUCAUAAAUCAAUCAGAUUACACACUAUGCAUUUUGUACUGUAAUGUAUUCAUCAGACUUUAGCUUUAUUAUAUAAAUAAGUGAUGUGUUUCAGGCUGCAUUUGCAGCAAGUGAAUCAAUUUCAUUCAAUUCAUGGAUAAUCAUUCAGUCAUUCGAAGUAAAGGUUUCACAACAACUGCAUCGUUUUCCUAAUGAUAUGUUUUUCUGUUUUAUAUGUAUAUAUAGACACACUCACUCACUCACUCACUCACUCUCUCUCACACACACACACAC